UCUGUUUCUGCAGGCUGUGAAUUCCAUAGGCUUCCUACACUGAAACAAUAAACAACCGUGCGGCAGCAAGACGCCAAAGGGCGGAGGAACAUCGCUGUUUCCUCCUCCCUCUUUGCUCCAGCCCCGCUGGGCCUCCCACCCCACAUGGCCUGGACCCCGCUGCGUCUGCUGCUGCUGCCUUUGCUGCCACUAUUCUGGGCUUCAACAAGAGCCGGUGACAGGAAGGUGGUCCUGCUGGCACCCCCUGAGGUGUGUGGCUCCCCGGGCGACACCGUGAACCUGACCUGUGUCUUGCAGCCUGUUGAGUCUGAAAUCCCGCAGGUAAAACAGAUAAGGUGGGAGAAGCUGGAACCAUGGGGGGACCUCAGCACCGUGGCAGAAUUCGACCGGGAUCAGGGCCCCAACAUCACGGAGCCCAACCGUGUGCAGUUCAUUUCUGCUGGGAAGGACCCAGAUCUGCUGGAUGCGUCACUGACCUUGACUGAGCUGCACCCUGAUGAUGAUGCCAACUACACCUGCGAGGUGACCACAUUCCUGCAGGGAAGCGGGAGGGCGAGCACCUGGGUCCGAGUCUUCUAUGCCCCCCAGGUCUCUAUCUCCCUGUAUGAUGAUUUCGGGCAUCAGGGCCACAGGGAGACCAGCCUGAGCUGUGAUGCUCGUGGGAACCCAGAGCCCAGAAAUUAUGAGUGGAGCACGACCAAGGGCCCCUUGCCCCCCUAUGCUGUACCCCAUGGCGCUCGGCUCCUGCUUCAGCCUUCAAAGGAGUCCAUCAACACCACAUUCAUCUGCCAGGUCUCCAAUACCCUGGGGACGGCCCGGGUAGCAAUGAAAGUCCUGCUCUCAGUGCCAUGGAGAAUUGAGGUGGAGAAUGAGGUACCCUCUGUGCUGCACCUAAAACCUGCCCCAGUGCCCUUCGGCCACUCCACGUACUUACUUAAAGGCCUGCUUGAGAAGCUGCCUGGCUUCCAGGGAGAACCUUCAGGCCUGCACCUCUGGGACACUGGGCUCCAGGGAGACUCUAAGGACUGA
This is a messenger RNA of Suncus etruscus (white-toothed pygmy shrew), 1029 nucleotides long. RefSeq names its product poliovirus receptor homolog. The coding region runs from base 145 to 1029 and encodes 294 amino acids. NCBI's taxonomy places the organism in Eukaryota, Metazoa, Chordata, Mammalia, Eulipotyphla, Soricidae. The record is from RefSeq and is a predicted model, not a curated record. The transcript is spliced from 8 exons.